GAGGGGACGAGGGAAAGAAGGGAGGAGGAGAGAGAUCCCGAAAAUCCUUUGAAAGGAACAGAAAACCGUUUGAGUGGCCGGCCCAGAAGAAAAGGACUUAGUGGAGGUAGAAAGUGAAGAAAGAAACGGCUUAAAGUAUCUCUGUGUGGAUUGUACUGCUGCUGAGGAGCUGCUGGGGGAUUAGAUGAGUUUGACUUCACGAUGAGGAGCGACCCUGUUCUGUUCACUUCCAACAGGGCGAUGGAGGAACUGGUGUGUGAGCUUCGUCUGUUCCUUGACCUGUUGGACAGGGAGUAUCUGAGCGCCGGGGUUAGAGAGAAGAAGAUGCACCUCUCCAACAUCCUCCACAGAGUCCUCUCAGAGAAAGAGCCUUCAUUCAAGUCAGAGAUUCACAGUGGUCUGCCGGCCCCGCCUCAGAUGCCCCUUCCUGAGAUCCCUCACCCCUGGCUGCCUCCAAACAAUGGCCCUCCUCCUCUGCCCAGCUCCUCUCUACCAGAAGGCUACUAUGAGGAAGCGGUUCCUUUAAGUCCUGGAAAGACUCCUGAAUACAUCACUGCCAACUAUGACUCGGAUGCCAUGAGCAGCUCCUAUGAGUCAUACGAUGAGGAAGAGGAGGAUGGAAAGGGCCAAAAGAUGCAUCACCAGUGGCCAUCUGCAGAGGCGUCCAUGGAUCUGGUGAAGGACGCUCGGAUCUGUGCAUUCUUGCUGCGCAAAAAGCGCUUUGGCCAGUGGACCAAACUCCUCUGUGUCAUCAAAGAUAACAAACUGCUGGUGAGGGACACUGUUUUACAUGUUAGCACAGCCAGGCACCACUUAAAGGAAUAG
Messenger RNA from Epinephelus moara (kelp grouper), 825 nucleotides. RefSeq names its product actin filament-associated protein 1-like. The record is from RefSeq and is a predicted model, not a curated record. Bases 202 to 825 code for a protein of 207 amino acids. The transcript has 5 exons. Gene Ontology annotation, cellular component: cytosol. Gene Ontology annotation, molecular function: SH2 domain binding; SH3 domain binding. Lineage: Eukaryota; Metazoa; Chordata; Actinopteri; Perciformes; Serranidae.